CUACACUGCAGUUUGCAGAAAACUCGAGCGACUCUUGCAUUCACCCUGUUGGAGACACAGUCCGCAGAUCUGCUGCAGUUUGUUUGAUUUGUGCAUAAUCUUUGAGGAAAUGGCUGAACAAAGGAACGAUGGCUUGAUUUUCUAUGUCAACGGGAAAAAGAUAAUGGAGAAGAACCCAGACCCCGAGACUAUGUUGCUGUCUUAUCUGAGGCAGAAAUUGCGGUUAACGGGCAGUAAGUACAGCUGUGGUGGAGGAGGAUGUGGAGCCUGUACCGUCAUGGUGUCCAGAUACGACCCUCAGACCAAGAGCAUCAAUCAUUCGUCGGUGAAUGCUUGCCUGCUUCCUGUGUGCCAACUUCAUGGAGCGGCAGUGAUGACCGUCGAAGGCAUCGGAAGCACCAAAACCAAACUACACCCGGUCCAGGAGCGUAUAGCAAAGGCUCAUGGGUCUCAGUGUGGGUUCUGUACUCCUGGGAUGGUGAUGUCCAUGUAUGCAUUACUGAGAAACAACCCACAGCCAACUUUGGAAGAUGUAACGGAGGGUCUGGCUGGUAAUUUAUGCAGGUGCACAGGGUACCGCCCAAUCGUUGAUGGCUACAGAACCUUCUGUGAGAGUGAAAACUGUUGUCAGUUGAAUGGCACUGCAUGCAGUUUGGCCAAUGGAAAUGGAUCCGUGGAGCCCAUAGAGAAUGGUCAUCCAGAACUCUUUCGUAAAGAGGACCUGCUCCCCUUCGACCCCACCCAGGAUCUGAUCUUUCCCCCUGAACUCAUGAGAAUGGCAGAGAUUAAGGACCAAACCACUCAGAAGUUUUGUGGGGAAAGAAUGACCUGGAUCUGCCCUGGAUCUCUAGAUGAGCUGCUCCAGCUGAAGGCUGAUUACCCACAAGCCCCUCUUGUCAUGGGCAACACCAACAUAGGUCUGGACAUGAAGUUCAAGGGUAUCUUCCAUCCUGUAUUAAUAUCACCAACACGAGUGCCAGAACUAUUCAAAGUUACCCAGAGAUCAGAGGGUGUGUGUGUUGGAGCAGGGUGCAGUAUGUCUGUUUUGAAAAGUGUGCUGGAGAGAAGUAUAAAUGGUUUCCCGCCGGAGAACACACACUUGUUUCGGGCUCUUCUGCUGCAGAUAAACCUUGUGGGCGGACAGCAGAUCCGAAACGUGGCUACACUGGGCGGCAAUAUUGCAAGCGCAUAUCCAAACUCCGACCUGACCCCCGUCUUAGCUGCUGGGAGAUGCACUUUAGUGGCACUUUCUAAAGAUGGACGAAGGAGGGUGCUUAUCGAUAAAGAUUUUUUCCUGGGAUUUGCAAAGACUGCUCUAAAGCCAGACGAGAUUGUGUUGUCCGUUUUCAUUCCAGCUACAAGACAGAAUGAGAUCAUCUAUGCCUUCCGACACGCCCCGCGUAAGGAGAACGCGCUAGCUACGGUGAACGCUGGGAUGCGCGUUUGGUUCAACGAGAACUCAAAUGUAGUGAAGGAGAUCAGUAUUUAUUACGGUGGUGUGGGAGCCACCAUCCUCAGCGCUGACCACGUGUGCAAACAGAUUCUAGGAAGGCCUUGGGAGGAGGCAACGUUAAGUGAUGCGUACAGCGCGCUGGUUGAUGAGAUCAAACUUGGGCCGUCGGCUCCAGGCGGGAAGGUGGAUUUCCGCAGAUCCCUGACCUUGAGUUUGCUUUUUAAAUUCCACCUGCUCGUCCUCCGUUACCUGAAGGAAAAGGAUGUGACUCAGAUGGAAAUACCUCAAGAGAUGCAAAGUGCAAUUCAGCCUCUUCCAAAACGCAUUCAGUCUGGCUACCAAGAGUUUCAGAAUGUCUUGGAGAAUCAGCCAGCUCAAGAUCCUGUGGGCCGACCCAUGAUGCACCGGUCGGCGCUGAGUCAGGCUACUGGAGAGGCCGUGUACUGUGAUGACCUACCACACACCGAUGGUGAACUUUUCCUCACAAUCGUGACAAGCUCCAGACCACAUGCCAAAAUCACUCAUAUUGACUUUAGUGAAGCUCUAAAGCUUUCCGGUGUGGUGGAUGUGAUCACAGCCAAAGACAUACCAGGGAAAAAUGGCAUUGAUGAAGAACUGCUGGCUGAAGAUGAGGUGACAUGUGUGGGUCAGAUGGUUUGUGCUGUGGUCGCAGAUUCCAAAGCUCAUGCUAAACGUGGGGCGGCAGCUGUGAAGAUCGGAUAUGAAGAUCUGCAGGAUCGCAUCUUCACAGUGGAGGAGGCCAUCGAGAAAGAGUCUUUCUUUCUUCCUAAAAGACAGAUUGAGCGAGGAGAUGUGGAAAAGGCUUUGAGAGAGGCCGAAAAGGUGUAUGAAGGAGAGAUUCGGAUCGGAGGACAGGAGCAUUUCUACAUGGAAACACAGAGUUUUCUGGUCAUUCCAGUUGGGGAAGAGAAGGAGAUGAAAGUUUAUUUGUCCACUCAGCAUCCUACAUUUACACAAGACUCGGUAGCUGAGACGUUGGGAAUCCCGUCCAAUCGCAUUUCUUGUCACAUUAAGCGACUGGGCGGAGCUUUCGGAGGCAAGGUCACCAAAACUGCCAUUUUGGCCUCCAUCACUGCUGUUGCUGCUUGGAAAACUGGACGGCCAGUACGAUGUGUUUUAGAGAGAGGAGAGGACAUGCUGAUAACCGGAGGGCGUCACCCGGUGUGGGGAAAAUAUAAGGUGGGAUUUAUGAAUACCGGGAGGAUAACAGCAGCCGAUUUCCAGUACUACGCCAACGCCGGAAACACAGCAGAUGAGUCCGUACUGGUCGCCGAGAAGAUCCUCCUACAUCUCGAUAACGCCUAUAAUAUUCUAAACUUGCGUGGGCGAUCGGCGGCCUGCAAGACCAACCUGCCCUCCAAUACUGCAUUCCGAGGGUUCGGUGUGCCCCAGUGCAUGCUGGUCAUUGAGAGUAUGAUCGAUGAUGUUGCUCUUAAACUCGGCCGUCUACCUGAAGAGAUCAGGGAGAUAAACAUGUACAAGGAAGUUUCCCUCACUCACUACAAGAUGGAGUUUGACCCAAAGAAUCUCGUCCUCUGCUGGAACGAGUGUAUGGAAAAAGCUGCCUUCGGUCAGAGACGGCAGGCCAUCGUUCUCUUUAACCAGCAGAACCAGUACAAAAAGAGAGGAAUUGCCAUAAUACCCAUUAAAUAUGGCAUUGGGUUUGCAGAGGGCUUCCUCAACCAGGCUGCAGCUCUCGUGCAUAUUUAUAAGGAUGGAUCUGUGCUAGUGAGCCACGGUGGGGCGGAAAUGGGUCAAGGCAUACACACUAAAGUCCAACAGGUGGUGAGUCGAGAGCUGAAUAUUCCUGCUUCUUUGAUCCACAUCUCUGAAACCAGCACACAGUGUGUCCCGAAUACCUGCCCGUCUGCUGCGUCCUUCGGUACCGACGCCAACGGAAUGGCUGUGCAGGAUGCCUGUCAAAUACUGUACAAAAGACUAGAGCCAAUCAGAAAGAAGGAUCCUGAGGGAACAUGGCAGAACUGGAUAAUGACGGCAUUUUUGGAGAAGAUCAGUCUGUCAGCCACAGGAUUCUACAGAGGUCAUGAUCUAGGCAUGGACUGGGAGAAGCAGGAAGGCAAUCCGUACGCUUACUUCACGUAUGCCGUGUGCUGCAGUGAGGUUGAGCUGGACUGUUUGACCGGAGAGUACAGGACCUUGAGGACGGAUAUUGUUGUUGAUAUUGGCAGAAGUAUAAAUCCGUCCAUUGACAUUGGUCAGAUUGAGGGAGCGUUCAUGCAGGGUCUGGGUCUCUACACCAUGGAGGAGCUCAAGUUUUCUCCAUCUGGUGUUCUGUACACACGUGGACCAGGCCAGUACAAGAUCCCGGCUUUUUGUGACGUCCCUCUGAAGUUUAAUGUCUAUCUUUUAGCCGGCUCAACCAACCCUCGUGCCAUCUAUUCAUCAAAGGGGAUCGGAGAACCGACAUUGUUCCUUGGCAGUUCUGUAUUCUUUGCUAUUAAAGACGCUGUGACUGCAGCCCGAAAUGAUGCAGGUUUAACCGGCCCCUUCCAGCUAAACAGCCCUGCCACCCCAGAGCGGGCAUGUCUGGCCUGUGCCACACACUUCACAAAGAUGGUUGCACAAAGUGAAGCUGGAUCAACUUCUGGACCAGCUCAGCCAUGGGCUCUGGACAUAUGAAAACAACAUCAUCAUCCUAUUAUUACAUUUUUAUCUCACUCAAAGCUGUUGUGUUGCUCUUAUCAAAUCACAUGACAUUUUAUGAUUUCACAGUCGCCUGAUUUAACAUCCAACUAUUAUCAGCUGCUUGCCGAAACUAAUCUUCUAAAGCAAAAAAACAGACAAAAGAUGCUCUGCAUGCAAUCACGUCUCAAGACCAAUUUAUAGUUAUGUUUAUUAUUAACACACUUAACAUUUAUGAUUUCUUUGACAGCUUGACAAGUUUAAUAAAUGUGAAUUACAUUAUUUCUCA
Messenger RNA from Rhinichthys klamathensis goyatoka, 4406 nucleotides. RefSeq names its product aldehyde oxidase 6 (gene aox6). The transcript has 35 exons. Lineage: Eukaryota; Metazoa; Chordata; Actinopteri; Cypriniformes; Leuciscidae. Gene Ontology annotation, molecular function: iron ion binding; FAD binding; oxidoreductase activity. Bases 110 to 4114 code for a protein of 1334 amino acids. The record is from RefSeq and is a predicted model, not a curated record.